AUGACUGAGGUCGUGCCCGCCGACCGCACGAAGCUUCUGCAAUCAAAGCGGGCAGAAUGCAGUGCUAUCAUUCGUUCGAGGAAGAGGAAGCUCUGCGUUCUGUAUGCGGUCGCCACGACUACGGAUGGCCUCCCACAGCGAAGCUUCGCCGAUCCAGACGCGCCACCAACCAACGCUGCCGAGUUACAUUUUCUUGAAGGUUGUGAUAUCUUACAAGGGAGAAAAUUAAACGAGUUAAAUAUUCCUACGCGACUACGAGUUCGAUCCGAAUACCCUCCACUAGCCCGACCCGGCGAGAAUAUUAUCACAAGCGAAAAUGCUCAUCAGAGUAGGAAGAAAGAUGUCGGCGCUAUCGUGCGACCCGUAAUGGUACCGCCUCCAGUGCAAUCGCGACCAGGAAUUAGUGAUGGCCAAACGAAUGUUCCCUCCACUCUACCAAUACCAACAUCUAGUCCCGUAUUGAAACAGCAUCAGCCAGUUUGGCCAAUCCAAUCUUCCGGACGACCUACGAGACCAGAUCCUCCCGCUCCGUUAUCAAAUGAUCUAUCUAAACCUAGGUUUCCGUCUAGUGAACAUGUAGAGCAUCCACCUACGAACGAUAGGCCUGAUGGAACCCCCAAGAUUCCAACAGGUCACGCCGCGGCCUCUGUCAAUCUUCCUCAACCACAAGUAGUUCAAGCUCUUAUGAAUGACCAGCGACAGCGACAGCAGCAACAGCAACAGCAACAGCAACACCAGCACCAGCACCAACAACUACCGCUACAACACCCACAGCAGCAAUACCAGCACCAACAACAACUCCAGCCGAAGCCGCAGCAGACAGCGCAACAUGCGGACACGCAUUUAGGAGGUACCCACAAUGGCGAGCCGAUGGAUAUUGACCCUGCCCCAGCUACGAAGCUUGAAGAGAAGGUGGCUGAGGUUCACUCGAUUUCUCAGGUCGACGGCACUAACGGAGUUGAUGGCGCAUCUUCAAGUUCAACAACACCAGUCCUUUCCAGUACAACGAACAAUGUAAAUCCAGCUCGUGAAAGUGUGCCACUUGCAGACGGUACAGAGGCCAAGCUGGCGGGAAUGAAAGAUGUGGCGUCGAUAAGACAAAAUUCAUUGAGCUUAACGCCGUCUGAGCCAACCGUGGCUGGAACAUCCGAAAGCAUUCCGAAUCGAGUCAAAGACCAACCGCCCGCGCUGCUAGCACCCACCAUUACAACAACGGAGAUACCAAUUAAUGCUAACCCGAAAGUUAAUUCGGUACAGCCGCUAAACAAUCCAUUAUUUACUACGCAGCCUGAAAAGCCUGUGGCCACAAGCUUCGAGCAGACUACGAGUAGUUUCCAUACAAUCCCACAAUUGCCCGUACAGCAGCCUCCUAACAAUGAUUCCCGUGAUUUUCCGAUUACGGAUACGAGGAACGAGAAACCGCCGACUGAUACAAGUACAACCGCCGCCGGGUUUACUAACGGUAUUGUUCAGGGUGGAAGCAAGAACGAAGUCAUGGAGAAAGAAAUUUCGGUGGCCCCUGUUGACUCAACUCCGAUUACACCGCAACUUGACUCCGAAGGAACGCGACGUUCCCCCCAACCAGCGCAAUCUCAUCAGCCGAUUCGAGAGCGAAGUAGCAGCCCUACGGGGGUUGCUCGACAGAAACCGGUUGCUGAGAUCCUUAGUGAGCCGCCGAGGAGGUCGAGAGAAUCCCUAUCGGAUCAUACAGCAUUGGUGACACCCACAUCUCAGUCGUCUAGACAGCAUCCGCAAAGCCUUCUUGGAAGGUCUAAGCUUGUAGAGAAAAGUAAACGGUCGACAGUAGUGUUCGGUAAACAAACUAAACCUACCGGAGAUUCGGAUAAAUCACUGGUUCAGAAUCAGCAGAAGGUUGGGCAGAUAGCUAGUGAUGACUACUUUACUCCCCUUUUUGUCCAGGCGUUUGCCUCAAACUCCAAAUGGAUGAGACCUCUGGACCAGAUUUUACACCAGGCCCAUAAGACAUUGUCAACGCCCGAUUCUUACACCCAAAUACUUGACAAUCAAGCUUGCAAGGUCCUUAAGAGGGUUUAUCACUUGCAACAUCAUAACAAGUGGUCUUUACGCCAACCAAAGCGUUGCCCUGAGCCCACGCGCCAACCAUGCCACUGGGAUGUUUUACUUAAAGAGAUGAAAUGGAUGAGAACUGAUUUCCGUGAAGAGCGAAAAUGGAAGAUGGCAGCCGCCCGGAACCUUGCUUAUGCCUGUGCCGAAUGGGUGUCAGCUUCUAUAGAAGAUCGCAAGACCCUGCAGGUAGAUGCUAUCAUACCUCCUAAGGCGCCAGCCGAUACUAGGGAGGUCAUUAUGGGUGAUGUGCAUAACCCUCAGAGUUCGGAUAGUCAACCGACGCCAGACCUUAUUCCAUCCGCGGACAUGGACUCCCCAAUGGAGCCAGACGACGAGCCUCACGAGGGUAUUCUCGACACAGUAGCUCCAUCGGCUAUAUUCGCCCUAGAGAACGACGAUAUAGUAUUUGCGUUACAUCAGUCUCCUACCGCGGACCGGCUACUUGAAGAGCUGCCUAUUUACGGAUCGCCGCUGAAAGUCCCCAAGUCCGACCUCACCGCGCCAGAAUACGACCCUGAUGCUUCGUGGAGACGCCCUGCAUUACCACUAAGCAAGUUCGUGGAAGGCCGAAUGGAACUCGCGCCAAACGAGCCGCCAAAGAAGCGAAGCCGAUACAAUUAUGUGCAGGAGGACGACGAGGAUGAUGGAGUCGUUUUCGGUCAGUUGAACAAUAGCCAACCUCGACUAGAGCCAGAAAGCCCCGACGUGGCGCUGUUUCGACCCGAAAAUAAAAGUUUCAGGGAUAGACUGCACGCUGGACAUCAAUUCCGUCCGCCCAAUGAGCAUUCUAUGCCUUUCCAGUCAUUUUAUGAGUGCCGUAGCCCUUCCCAAUGGAUACAGUCCGAGGAUGAUGAACUGAAGAGCCUCGUUCGUGAGUAUUCUUAUAAUUGGUCUCUAAUAUCUAGCAUACUCUCCUCCAAGUCCUUAUUCAGCUCUGGGGCUGAGAGGCGGACACCAUGGGAAUGUUUUGAACGCUGGGUUAUGCUCGAGGGACUUCCUCAUGAUAUGCAGAAAACACAGUAUUUCAAGCUAUGGCAGGGCAGAAUUGAAUCGUCACAGCAAGUUAUUCGACAGCAUCAGAACGCGAUGCAACAACAAGCACAGCAGCAACAGCAAGCUAACUCUAAUGGUCCUGUUACACCGAUCCCUAAGCGGCGGUACAACGUUCCAUUAAAGGUAGAGAGGCGGCGUAACCAGAAACACCUGACGAUGAUAGACGCGAUGAGAAAGCUUGCAAAGAAACGUGAGACAGCCAUACAAAAACAGCAGCAUGCCGCUUCUCUUGCAGCUACGAGAAAGCCAAAUGAAACACCCCAGCAAAGGGCCCCGACCAAGACCCCGAGAGAAUACAGUAUCAUGCGAUUCGAAAGAGAUCAAGCAAUGGCCGAGAGGUUAGCAGAGAGGAUGGCACAACAGCAGCGUCAUGAGGCCCAGCGCAGAGCUGCCCUUCAAAGAGCACAGCAAGGACAGGUUGCACAGAUGGCAGCCGCCCAGAAUGUGAAUCAGCUCCCGCAGAAUAAUACUCAGAUGGCAGCCUCUCAUCCCCAUGCGGCUAUGGCUCGUGUCGGUGCUCCUAGUCAAAUCCCGAUGAACAGCCAAGGUCGUCCGCGAAUGCCCAUGCAUGCCACUCCGAAUGGUACAGGAACCUCUAAUCACAUGAGCGGCGGUCUCGUUCCUCCUAUGCAGAUGAAUGGCACCUCUCAAGUACAGAUGCCUACAGUAAACGGCCAGUCGCGGAUGGCGAUGCCCACUGCACAGCCAGACAUUCAGCUCUUGAUGCAAGCGCAGCAGAUCUCCGAGCAACAGCGCCGUUCGGUGCAGAUGCGGCAGCAGCAGCAGCAACAACAACAUCAGCAACAAUCUCAGACUCCACAAGGAAGCAUGCCUUUGCAAAGUUCACCCCCCGCCAUGCGAGCUGCCGCGAUGAGUGGAUUGAACCAGAAAAGUUACCUUACUAAUGCUCAGGCCCAAGCAAUGAUGGCCCAGUUCAACGCCGGAAAUAGUUCAGGAAUGUCGACUCCUCCCGCAUCAGGCCUUCCCAUGACGUCCCAAGCAGGGUCGCCGCGACCAAAUACGACAAUACCUCAGCCGACGCACCAGACAUACGUCUCACAGCUUCAGCAUAUUGAGAGUCAAAUUAGACAGCAACACCCCAACACGCCACAAGACAUGGUCCGUGAAAUGGCAAGGCAGCUGCUAAAUACCCGCCACAAUAACCACAACCUUGCACAGUCUGCGAUGAACGCUGCUGCGGGAGGUACAGGACAUGCUGCUGCUGCUAAUGGGCCACACCAAUAUGCGCAGCUGCUUAGAGCUCAGCAACAGCAACAAGCUGCUGCCGCCGCCGCAGCGCAGGCCCAACAAGCGCAGGCGCAAGCUCAAGCUCAAGCUCAAGCUCAAGCUCAAGCUCAACACGGAGCACAGCAACAGCAUCAGCGAAACUCGAGCGGAAGUGCGACACCAACACCGUCAGUACCGAAGUAG
Messenger RNA from Daldinia loculata, 4572 nucleotides. RefSeq lists its product as uncharacterized. Bases 1 to 4572 code for a protein of 1523 amino acids. Lineage: Eukaryota; Fungi; Ascomycota; Sordariomycetes; Xylariales; Hypoxylaceae. The record is from RefSeq and is a predicted model, not a curated record. The transcript has 4 exons.